Molecule: messenger RNA, 968 nt
Organism: Panicum virgatum (switchgrass)
Lineage: Eukaryota; Viridiplantae; Streptophyta; Magnoliopsida; Poales; Poaceae
Product: WRKY DNA-binding transcription factor 70-like
Exons: 3
Coding region: 149-880 (243 amino acids)
Biological process (GO): regulation of DNA-templated transcription
Molecular function (GO): DNA-binding transcription factor activity; sequence-specific DNA binding
Source: RefSeq, a predicted model, not a curated record
UUCACGCAAGCCAAGGACUCAGCACCGACUGCUGGGAAAUCUGUUGGGAGCUCUGCAAAUUCAAGGUAAUUUGCUGGAGCCAACGUGCAUCCUCAUAAAGUGGUCACUUCUCAAUCAGUUUCAAGACGUUUGCAAGAGGAGAGCCACCAUGGCUAAGAGGGCUGACUACAUGGCCAGCUCCAGCGGCAGCUCUAACGGAGCCCAUAAAAGGCUGCUGCAGGAUUCUAGAAGCUAUGCCCAGGAGCAUGCUAAGAAGAGGGUCCACAUUAGCACCAGAACUGAGUACACAUACGUACCAUAUCAUGAUGGCUACCAGUGGAGAAAAUACGGGCAAAAAAUGAUCCGGGGCAAUACCUACCCGAGGUGCUACUAUAGGUGCACGUUCCAUCAGGAUCAUGGCUGCCCAGCAACCAAGCAUGUGGAGCAAAGCAAUUCCCAGGAUCCGCCACUGUUCCGAGUAAUCUACACAAAUGAGCACACAUGCAGCAGUACCCGUGUCUCUGACUACAUGGCUUCAUCUAUACACAUCCAACAGAUUGCCGAUGCCUCGUUGAUAAAGGCAGAGACGGGAAUACCUCUUCUGACCCACUGUGUUGCUGGCGAUGGAUUGAUAAAAGAAGAGAAAGAUGUCAUUGUCUCCUCCUUGCUCACUGUCAUCAAUGGCUGUGAUGUUGCAAAAUCGGAUGUGGGGCAUGCAGCUAUGCAAGAGAACACACCUGUUCUGAUGGCCAGCAACAGCUAUGAAGCCAUCCCUUCAGUUUCACCUGUACCGCUGGCGGCAUCCGAUGAACUGAAAAUGGACUUUGUCGAACCACUGGAGUCCCACUGGAUCGAACCUUUGGAUUUGGGUUGGUUCAUGGAACACACGCAGACUGGUUGAUCUAUCAUCUCCUACUAAACGCAUUCAGAAUCAAUCUUUGGCUUAUUCCUUCAAAAAAGAAAAAAAAAUCUUUGGCUUACCUACUCUA